Anolis sagrei ordinatus is the source of this 3346-nucleotide messenger RNA. It is a transcript of the gene RS1, whose product is annotated as retinoschisin 1. NCBI's taxonomy places the organism in Eukaryota, Metazoa, Chordata, Lepidosauria, Squamata, Anolidae. The record is from RefSeq and is a predicted model, not a curated record.
CGAGAGAGUAAGAUGCUUAAUGAGACUGUGCUUAAGGUAAUCAUAGCUCUUUGCAGAAAACAGUGCCACACACUAAGUAGCCAUUGUGGAAAGGCAAAGGAAAACAAAGAUGCAUCCCAAGCUCAGAAGUGUGGUUCUGUGCCUUCUUUUCUGGCUUAAAGUGUCAGUGGCAUUGUCACCUGCAGAGGAUGACAGAUUGGAGCACUGGCACAGUAAAGCCUGCAAAUGUGAUUGCCAGGGAAGUCCCAACUCAGUCUGGUCCACCGGAGCAAACAAUCUGGAAUGUAUGCCAGAAUGUCCCUAUCACAAGCCACUUGGUUUUGAAUCAGGAGAAGUUAAUUCUGAUCAGAUAAGUUGCUCCAAUCCUGAGCAAUACACUGGAUGGUAUACUUCAUGGAUUGCAAGCAAGGCUCGGCUUAAUGGCCAAGGCUUUGGGUGUGCCUGGCUCUCCAAAUACCAAGACACUAACCAAUGGCUACAGAUUGACCUGAAGGAAGUCAAAGUUAUCUCAGGGAUACUCACCCAAGGACGCUGUGAUGCUGAUGAAUGGAUGACAAAAUACAGUGUACAAUAUAGAACUGAUGAGAACCUGAACUGGAUUUAUUACAAGGACCAAACAGGAAAUAACAGGGUUUUCUAUGGAAAUUCAGACAGGACAUCUUCAGUGCAGAACCUCCUGCGCCCUCCCAUUGUCUCUCGCUACAUCCGCUUAAUACCACUUGGUUGGCACGUGCGCAUUGCCAUCAGGAUGGAACUGCUGGAGUGCAUGAACAAGUGUGCUUGAUGCUGAAAUUCAGCUCAAGGGAAAACUCAGGAGUUAGUAGCAAGAUAGAGAAGUACAAUGAAUGCAAAGAGUAGGUCCUUCAUGUAUGUAGAAUAAGAUCUCAAUGUACUGUGAAAAGGAUAAGUGUUCUCCAAUGACCUUCUGUUGUGAAGUGUAUCCUCCUGCAAGUUUGCUAGUUUUAAAGGAAUUCUGUUUCAAUAAUACACAUACCCCCAUCAACAGCAAGAACAAUGCAAGAUGACAUGGAAUUAUAGUACAUUUUGGAACCCACACUCCACCCUGUGUUAAUUUCCUGCCGACGCCUUUCAUUUCAUCUCAUUAUUUUAUUUGGCAAAGUUGUCUUUCCCAGGAUUUGAUGCAAAGGGAUUGAAUGAUUUAAUAAGAGGGAGGAGAGAAUUUUUAUUCCAAUAAAAUAAAAUAAAAAUUAUUUCACCCAUCACUCUUUUCUGAACAUUGUCUUAGGCAACUAUGUCUCUGAAGUGUAAAGGCAACGUGUGAUGAGAAUUGCUUUCUCCAGUGACAAUCUGAUACCCCACCAAAACGAUAUACAAAACCAUAGAGAAUAAGCAUUCUCAUUUCAACGUGCUUUAAAUUGGAAAGAAGCAAAUUUGGGUGGGCCAGGGAACAUUUUCAUGGCCAAGACACCUCUGCAGCCUCACCAACAGUUCUUCUGAAACUGGAAGUGAUUUCAUAUUAUUUCCUAUUCUUUUGUCAAUUAAUUGUAAGCUGAUUUUGGUUUGGGAACUGGGGGGGGGGGGUGUGGAAGUGAUAUUUUAAAGUUCUGUGGAUCUGAGAAAAAAGUUACAAUGUCUUGCACUGUUUUUUAAACCUACUUUUAACCGUGGCAAAUGUAUACCCAUUUUAAAAAAAGAUCUUGGGGGUUCUGAGACUGUAAAAUGGCACCCUAACAACUUCCCAGCCCAUCCAGCUUUAUCCUCUUAUGAAAUGCAGUUGUGUUACCCCUUUUUUCAUGGAAAGAUUUGUGUGUCCUAUUUUGAUGCUAGAGAUGAGAACAUUAUCAGUAUGAAUGGAUGCCUCAACUUUAUCUUUUUAGAUUCAAGGGUAAAACAACCUGUGACUCACUUGUGUCAAUAUUUUCCCAGUCUUUGUUUUGUUUUUUAUUACCUAACACAGCAGUGGGAUUGUGCCCUGUCUCUUGUCUUCCUCUGACCACUUUUUGUAAUGAAAGCUUUGUGUGUCACUAGAGUUUGCUUCUAUUCUAUUUUGAUGCCAGAAAUGGGAACAUUAUUUAUCUUAUUGAAUGUGUCAACACCAUAUGUUUAGGAUGAAACUACAUGUGACUCACCUGUCUCAAUAUUUGUUUUUUUUAAAUUUCCCCAUUCUUUGUUUUGUUGUGUUGUAAUUACUCAAAGCAGAGGUGGGGAUUUGCCCUAUUUCGCCUUCUCCUCUGACCAUGUUCUUAUUACCAAAAUGGUCCAUGGAAGCUGCUUUUCACCUUUUGAGGGAAAAGCUACAAAUGAAGACGUCACAAUAGAUAUAAUAUUGUCCUGACUGCCAGAGUGGUAUCGCUUUUAAUUUGUGAUGGCCAAACAAAGAACCUUCAGGCCUCAUUAUAAUUAGUACUUAUAUAAAUAGGAGCCAUGGUGGCGCAAUGGGUUAAAUCCUUGUGCUGGCUGUAUGACUGACCUGAAGAUCUAAAGGUCGGCAGUUCGAAUCUGUGAGAUGGGGUGAGCUCCCGUCUGUCAGCCCCACCUGCCCAUGCAGGGACAUGAGAUAAGUCUUCCACAGGUUGGUAACACAUCUGGGCUUCCCUUGGGCAACAUCUUUGUAGAUGGCCGAUUCUUUCACAUCAAAAGGGACUUGCAGUAGAUUCUUGAUUUGCUUCUGACAUGAUAAAAAAAUAUAUUAAUAAGUUUAGUCAUCUAUAAAUCAACAAAAAACUAAUUUUUAUAUAGUAUUAUCUUAUGAUAUAAAACAGACAAAAACAUUUUGGGAGCCUAUUUUUGUCCUGCAGAUUGACAUGCUGUAUAGACGCUGGGGGAACGAGAAGUCGCAAAUGCAAUGAUUUCUUUACAUCUAUAAAGGGUAUGAGAAGAUGUCAGAGAAUGGCUUGAUCAUCAUAGUUUUAGUCUUUUAUAGCAAGAUUGGGCUUUCAAAUUCUUAACAUUUGCAACAUCAAACCUGUCAAAAAGGUGCUAGAUGUUAAAACAUUACUUUUCUGUUUUUCAUUCUUCCAAAACCGUUACAGUAAAUCAUAAAUUACAGACACAAUUUCAAUACCAUACAACUGAACCACCUCGUAUAGAUAAUCUUAAGUGGUGCUAGGAUAUUAUGACCUCUCUUUUUUUAAAAUAGUUUUACAGGCAUUUUAUAAAUCAAAGACUUAGAAAUCAUAGUUUGUGUUUACUAUUAUACAUUUUGUUGUUGUAAAAGUAACUUUGUAGAAAAUAGUGUACUUUGUGGGGAACUGAAUGUAAUGCAAAGACACAGAUGUCUUCGUUAUAUAGGUAUGUGUGUUAAUCGUAGAUUAUCCAUCUUUUAAAUGUAAAGGCUUUUGAUUUAAAAACUACUCUUGGAAAUAAAAGCCAGAAAUAUUUUGAA